This is a messenger RNA of Strongyloides ratti, 2391 nucleotides long. RefSeq names its product Mitogen-activated protein kinase kinase kinase MLT. Bases 1 to 2391 code for a protein of 796 amino acids. Gene Ontology annotation, molecular function: ATP binding; protein binding; protein kinase activity. Gene Ontology annotation, biological process: protein phosphorylation. Lineage: Eukaryota; Metazoa; Nematoda; Chromadorea; Rhabditida; Strongyloididae. Gene Ontology annotation, cellular component: cytoplasm. The transcript is spliced from 4 exons. The record is from RefSeq and is a predicted model, not a curated record.
AUGCCUACUACAUUUACAACUGGUACACCUCCUGAUGAUGAUGACAGUACUGAUAAAGAAUCAAAUUCUAUGGAUAUUGGGAAAGGUAUUAGUUAUCCUAUUAUUUCAAGAGAAGAAUUAGUUCUUCAAACACAGCUAGGUGUAGGAACUUUUGGAACUGUUUAUAAAGGAUAUUGGAAGGCAAAAUGUUUAGAUGUUGCAAUGAAAAAAGUUUUUGAAUUAGACAAAGAAGCUGAAAUUUUAGCUCAAAUAAGGCAUAGAAAUAUUAUUAAAUUUUAUGGUGUCUCAUUAGCUAAACCUGAUUAUUACAUUGUAACAGAAUUUGCAGCCAAUGGCUCUUUAUAUGAACGAAUUCAUAUUGAGAAAAAAGAUAUAAGUUUUGAUCAAAUGUUGCAAUGGGCUACUCAGAUUGCACAUGGUGUUGCUUAUUUACAUUAUGAGGCUCCAAUUACAAUAAUACAUCGUGAUUUGAAAUCAAAAAAUAUUGUGUUGGGUAAUAAAAUGGUUUGUAAAUUAUGUGAUUUUGGUACAUCAAAAGAUCUAACUCAUUCAUUUACUGAACCUUCUUGGGGUGGUACUGCCGCAUGGAUGAGUCCAGAAAUGAUUAAUCAACGUGAAGGAAUCACUACUGCUUGUGAUGUUUGGAGUUUUUCUAUAGUUCUAUGGGAAAUGAUUGCACGAGAAGUUCCAUAUAAGGGACUUACUGAAUUUAAAAUAUUUUCUAUAAUAUCAUCACAUGGUGUUCGUCUAGUCAUACCUGAAAGUUGUCCUACUGAGUUAGCAACAUUAAUAAAAAGUUGUUGGAGAACAGAACCAAAGAAUAGACUAGACAUGAGAGAAGUUAUUACCAAACUUGAACUUAUGGCAAAUAACGAUGAUCUCAAUGAUGAGUGUCGCAGAUUUAUGGAAAGAAAACUAGAAUGGAUGCAUGAAAUUGAAGAACAAAUAACUCAGUUAAAUGAAUUAAAAAUGGAUCUAGCUAGAAAAGCUGAAGAGUUAGAUAGAAGAGAAAAUGCUCUUAAAAAUAGUACAAAUGAUAUAAGUAAUGCUAUCACAUGGAGUGAAGAUCAAGUUUUAAAAUGGGCUAAGAAUGUUGCUUUAGCAAUGUGUCUUGAUCCAAUUAUAACAGAAAAAAGUAUUGAUCUUAUAUGUAAAAUUAUUAAAGAAUAUAAAAUUAAUGGACAAAAAUUAUUAGGAAUUACAGCUAAAGAUUUAGAAAUGCUGGGAUUUGAAAAUCUUCAUCUUCGUGUAGUAUUUGCACUUGAAAUAGAACAAUUAAGACACAAAUUUAAUGAACAUACUGGUAUACAACAAUUUCCUUCGCUUAAAAUGUCUGUAAAUUUUGAUGCAAACAAAAAGAUAGAGAAACAUAAUCUACUUCAUUUUGAUAUUAAUAUACAAUUAUUUUUAUAUAUAAGAAAACAUAAAAAUAAUCAACCAAAGUUCAAAGUUUUUGUUGAUAGUGAUUGGACAGAUGAAUCUGCUCAUUUUGAAAUUCCUCAUGAAAUCGACCAUUCAUCACAUGUUAUUAAAGAAGUUUGUAUUACAAUAUUAGAUAAAUUUGAAGCUGCUUUAGUUGAUGUUGUUCGAUGUGAUCAUUCUCCAUUUGGAUAUAAUGAAUGGUCUCAAGUACCUUUAGAUUUGUCUCCAGUAAAAGUAAUAUGUCAAAUAAAUUUUAGUGAACAAGUUGUAUCCCCACAAAGUCAUUUGAUCGAAGCAAAAAUUACACAAUUUGAUAAUAUGGAGUGCUUAGUUAGUGAAGAUGUCACUUUAAAAUUAAAACCUUUUGCAACAGAAACAUCUUUGUGUAGAGCUAAUAAUAGUUACUCUGAUAUGCGUUCCUCACUGUCAAAUAUAAAUCUUCAAGGAGUCUGGAAAAAUAGACGUGAUUCUUAUUGCACAAGUUUACACACAACACCACUAGAGUCGCCAGAAAUUUCAUCUUUUCCUCAUAUUAAUCCAUUAAGUCUACACUCUCAUUAUAAUAAAAAUAAAUUUGGUGUAAAUUAUGCUGAAAUUGUUUCAAACCAAGACUAUCCAAUUUCUCCACAAAUUUCAAACAAAGAACAAAGCUAUCAAAAGUAUGGUAACAUAAAACAACGAACAAAUACAGAUAUCAAUAAUAAAACACCAACAAAUGGACCAUCUUUUUCAUUAUUUACUGAUAGUGAAGAUGAAUUUACUAUUGUUGGAAAGAAAAAAAUUAACUCGAUAUCAAAAUACAAAGACGUGAAUAGGUCAUUUCCUAUUGAUAAAAGAUUAAUUAAUAACAGUAGAACGGGUAUAUCCAAAAAUUCUUUCCAUUCCCGACAACAUACGCCUUCGACACUAUUAAUGAGUGAUUUUGAAAUAACAGUUGAUAACAGACUAAAAAAGAAACAUCAACAUUAA